Gongylonema pulchrum is the source of this 813-nucleotide messenger RNA. Lineage: Eukaryota; Metazoa; Nematoda; Chromadorea; Rhabditida; Gongylonematidae. The record is from the annotation of a GenBank genome assembly.
AUGAGCGAAACAAAAUCAAGAAAGCGAUUUUCCAGGGAUCGCUAUUUUCCGGAACAUAUUAUACGUAAUAUAAUUUAUCAAGUUUUGCAAGGAUUGGCGUAUAUGCACAAAAAUGGUUUCUUUCAUCGCGAUAUGAAGCCGGAAAACAUUAUGUGUAACGGAACUGAACUUGUCAAAAUUGCUGAUUUUGGUUUAGCGCGUGAAAUUCGCUCUCGGCCGCCAUAUACGGAUUACGUUUCCACUCGCUGGUAUCGAGCGCCAGAAAUUCUUCUUCGUUCUACCUCCUACAACUCACCAAUUGACAUUUGGGCUCUUGGCUGCAUAAUGGCAGAACUGUAUAUGCUGAGGCCACUAUUUCCUGGGACUUCCGAACUAGAUCAGUUAUUCAAAAUAAUUACUAUUCUGGGGACACCCAAUAAGGAGGAUUGGCCGGAAGGUUAUCAGUUAGCUGCCGCAAUGAAUUUUAAGUUCCAACAAACUGUGCCGACACCGCUUGCGACUGUCGUAAACUCCGUGAGCGAUGAGGGUCAAAAGCUGAUGGCCGAUAUGAUGCAGUGGAAUCCUGAAAAACGGCCAAACGCACUCAGUUCGCUCAAAUAUAAAUAUUUUCUGGUUGGUCAAAAACUGGGAGCUCCAGUAGUCAGUCAACCAUCGACGUCAAAUCGAAAGACCAGUGCCGGAUCAACGCUAUCGGACUCUCGUGUGGUACUUGGGAAAGCAAAGUUGAAACCAACUGCCACUGAAGUAAAAACUUUCGAUGGAGACAUGCAGCCCGAACGGAACAUCAACAGAAAUUUGCCGAUUUGCAAGUGA